AUUUUUAUCGAUGUUUUACACACUUAUCAUUUUUCCUUGAUACUCGGCAGUCACAAGCGGCUAUUGUCUGAAGCGUAUGUAUAUGUAUAUCUGUGCAAAUCAUCUCGUAAGAGGACACACUGUUGCGCGAGGAAAAUUCGAUCUUUGGCUACUAAGUUGCCCUGAUUAUCGUGAGACACUCAUAUUGCAGGAAAAUGGCGAAUAACCGUUUGGAUAUAAUAAUAUUUGGUGCUACUGGAUACACUGGAAAAUAUGUAGUGAAGAAUUCGAUACACGUGUGCAAGGAACAGAAGCAGAAGUUUGGUAUUGCCGGUCGUAGAAAGGAAGCUUUAGAGGCGGUUGUUAAAGAAUUUGCUUCAAAUAUUGAGAAUGUACCUAUUAUUCUGGCUGACGUGCAAGAUGAGGAAUCUCUCAAAAAAAUGACAGAGCAAGCAAGACUACUUAUUAAUUGUUGUGGUCCAUAUAGACUUUAUGGAGAACCAGUUGUUAAAGCGUGCAUCGCUACUCAUACUCAUUAUAUCGAUGUCACUGGUGAAGAACAGUUUAUGGAGAAAAUGCAAUUGGAAUAUAACGAGGCAGCUAAAGAAGCUGGAGUUUACGUAGUGAGUGCUUGCGGAUUUGAUUGUGUUCCUAGUGAUUUGGGGAUCCUUUUCACUCAGGAGAAAUUUGGAGGAGAGGUCAAUGAUGUUGAAGUAUACAUGAAGUUGUGGUCAACCAGCACUGACAACAAAGGUCCGUAUUUCAAUUAUGCAACUUGGGAGUCCGCAAUAUAUUUUCUGUCUCAUACAAACGAAUUACAACAAUUACGCAACAAAUUGUAUCCCACUAAACUGCCUGAAUUCAGGCCGAAAUUAAAACCAAGAAUUAUGGUGCAACGAAAUAAUGAUGUGUCUGAAGGAUGGUCUAUACUGUUACGGGGUACCGAUCGUCCACUAAAUCUUCGUACACAGCGAUUCUUGUACGAGAAAUACAAAGAGAGGCCUGUGCAAGUUCAAGUUUAUGUUACGUUUACGACUCUCCUUGGCUUGUUGAAGUUCCUCAUUGUUGGGAUGAUGGCUACUAUUUCGGCUCCCACAGCGUGCGGUCGUAAGUUACUUUUGAAACACCCCUCCCUAUUUACAUUGGGUUUUAUCACUCACGAAAAUCCGAAUCCGGAAGUGUGGAAAUCGAUACGAUUUUCUGUGACGAUCAAAGCCCGUGGAUGGACCGAAAAGUUGACCGGACCUACCGACAAACACACAAAUCCACCGAAUAAGACAGUAAUCACCAGAGUUUCCGGUGUGUCUCCUGCAUACGAAGCGACCAGUAUUAUGGCGAUCUUAUCGGCAAUAACCAUCCUUAAUGAGGCUGACAAAAUGCCUGACAACGGAGGCGUGCUCACUCCUGGUGCUGCAUUUGGUAAAACAUCUCUGAUUGAACGAAUGAAUAAACAUGAUAUUAAAUUCGAGGUGAUAUCGUCUACUGUGAAAUAGAGACAAAUACAAAAGUUCUCUGCAAUUUUCACCGACAGGAUUCUUUUUAAUACACUUUUAUUAUUUGACUUUGAUACUAACAGUUUUACAAUUUGUUGGGUAAUGGAUCUGCAAUACACAUGUUUCAAGAUAUUUUAAAAGUAAAUCAUUUAUAAGAUAUACUUGUA
Molecule: messenger RNA, 1639 nt
Organism: Vollenhovia emeryi
Lineage: Eukaryota; Metazoa; Arthropoda; Insecta; Hymenoptera; Formicidae
Product: saccharopine dehydrogenase-like oxidoreductase
Exons: 8
Coding region: 195-1472 (425 amino acids)
Biological process (GO): glycolipid biosynthetic process
Cellular component (GO): lipid droplet; plasma membrane; mitochondrion
Source: RefSeq, a predicted model, not a curated record